Molecule: messenger RNA, 1543 nt
Organism: Hippocampus comes (tiger tail seahorse)
Lineage: Eukaryota; Metazoa; Chordata; Actinopteri; Syngnathiformes; Syngnathidae
Gene: tango2
Product: transport and golgi organization 2 homolog (Drosophila)
Exons: 9
Coding region: 311-1138 (275 amino acids)
Biological process (GO): Golgi organization; protein secretion
Cellular component (GO): Golgi apparatus
Source: RefSeq, a predicted model, not a curated record
GGUCGCAGUUUUCUGAACCUUGGGGGGGAAAAAAGAUGCGGUCGUUUCAGACUUAAAUGGGAAGUGUGGUCGAUAUUUGUGAAGUUAAACGCAGGCUGAACCGCCACACUCGACCUCAGAGGGACGGUGCAGUGAGUAAAUCGAGGCCACUACUAGGAAUGCUACCUUAACCUGCCAUUGGCAAUCGAGAAGCAGCAUUAGUAGUAGAUGAACUUUCCACAGAUAGUCACCUGAAUUUUACAGACAUGACCAGCCAUUGAAGGUGCAAGUGGACUGGGUAAAAGCCUGUCACCAAGCUCCCACCACAUCCAUGUGUAUCAUUUUUAUCAAAUUUGACCCCCGGCCUGCAUCAAAAAAUGCCUACAGGCUAAUUUUGGCUGCAAACCGAGAUGAGUUCUACAACAGACCAUCGAAGGCUGCAGACUUUUGGGGGACCAAUAGUGACAUUCUCAGCGGUCUAGACCUGGAAAUUGGUAAAGAAGGAGGAUCAUGGCUGGGGAUCACCAAGAACGGGAAGCUGGCCGCCAUCACAAACUAUCUGGAAGGACGGCUCAACCCAGAUGCGCAAGGAAGAGGUUUCCUUGUUUCCAACUACCUUGUCGACAAGGACUUGGACAGCUAUGCCUACCUGAAGAAGGUCUCAGCAGAAAGUCAUCUGUAUAAUGGCUUCAAUCUUCUCACAGCAGAGUUCAAAACCAAACAAGAUCAUGUCUGUUACUAUGGAAACAGAGGAAGUACUGAGCCCAUCCGUCUAAAACCAGGAAUCUACAGCUUGAGUAAUUCACUUCUGGACACUCCAUGGAAAAAACUGCUGCAAGGCAAGCGGCACUUCACCAGCAUUGUCAACAACCAGUCACUGUCCUGCGAUGGACUUGUGCAAGAGCUGCUGGGUGUACUUAAUAAUGAAGAUCUAAAUUCGCCCGAUCCUGCUCAGGAGAGCCAAGGUGAGGGUUACAGCAAGUCCAUGAUCCAGGCCCUGUCAGCCGUGUGUGUUCGCACUCCUCAUUAUGGCACCAGGACCAAUACAAUUAUCCUGAUCGAUGCAGAGGGGAACGUGACCUUCACAGAGCGCACCAUGCUCAAUUGUGAUACAAAAAACUGGUGCACAAAUUCUUUCCAAUUCAAGCUGCAGACAUGAAGAUGUAAUGAAAGAAACUCACUUUGUGCCUAAUAGAUUCUACUUCUUGCAUUAUCAUCACCAAAUCAUCAUUUUGUAUUAAAGCUUCCUGUCACCAUAGCAACUAAUUGUAGCGUUUUGGACUCAACCCAGCAGCAGCUACUACCACAAUUAUUCCGUUUUUAUUUUUGACUAAGGUGUAAAUUAUAUCUGAAGAUUAUUUAAUGUUUUUUUUUUUGAUUAAAAUGAUUUUAAACAUUGGAAAUGUGUUGCAGUGUCAACUGCUGCCAGCAGCAAUCAGUUAAUCAGUCAUGUAACAUUUCAAAGACGUAACUCCAUUUUUCUUUUACCGGUAAAUCCAAUUUCAUUGUCCUUUGAGUUAUCUGCGAUUUAUACAUCUGUUGAGAGAUAAAGGAAAGCAGUUUA